UCCCUGGUCAGUCAGGGAACUAAGAUCCCACAGGCCGUGUGGCACAGCCAAAAAAAAUUAAAAUUUAAAUACUUAAAAAAUAAAUACUUAAAAAUUUAAAAAUACAUAUAUAGUGAGAACCCGUGGGAGUAAUGUAAGUAGGGCAGGUGUCCCCAACCCCCAGGCCGAAGACUGGUACCCAUCUGUGGAAAAAUUGUCUUCCACGAAACGAGUCCCUGGUGCCAAAAAGGUUGGGGACCACUGAAGUAGGGGACUUGCUAGCUGUCAAGGGCUCUACAAUCCUUUCUCUGAGUCCAUGUGAUUCCUUUGGACGAAGGAGCUGGGGAGUGAGGGAGGAUGUGGCCUUGUGGAGGAAGGGCAGGGUGCAGAGAUGGCAGCAGGGCCAGGGGCGGUGAUGGGGCUGGCGUCAGACAGGUUGGGGCUGCCCACUUCCUUCCCUGGGUGGGGAUGGAAGGUCAGAGGGAGGCUCCUGGCACCUGGGGUGCAGGAAUCUCUGGCAUGUGGCCCUGAGCCCUUGUUUCCAGAGAUCAGCCCUCCUCCCCAGGGCUGGGAGGCUGGGUGGGACCCAAAUUCAGACAUGGGCCUCUGGGGUGACCUGGCCUGCAUCUUGGGGGUCCAAUGACCUCUCUCGCUCAGCUCCAGCGGCCCUGCUCCUGCCCUCCUAACUGGCCCUGGCCUGCCCCACACCGGAGCCCUGCCCAGCUCCCUCCCCGUGGUGGGCUGGGCUGGGAGGAGGAGUGAGGGUGAACUUACAUUUUCAGGUCUUUCAAGCCCUCGGCCAGGGGGCAGCCUGACUAACCAGCUCCUCCAGGCCCGCGGUGUUGGGGGAGGGGGUGAGGCCGAGCCCCAGGCUGUGGAUGCGUGGGUGCUCUGCAGGCCAUCAUGGGGCUCCCCUGGAGGCAGCUGCGCCCUUGUCUGCUGCUCCUCGUGGUGCUGGUGUGGCCCCAGCCCUGCACGAGCCUGGGUGAGUGGGGGUCCGGGAUGGGUGCCCCUGGCCAGAUCCAAGGGGCUGGGGCACCUGCCGGGACCCUGGGAGCCCGCCCCCUCCGAUUGGGAGAGGCAGCCCCAGGGGCAGUGGGCCGGGCCCUCACCCCUAUCUCCACGGCCGCAGAGCUCAUCCCCUACACGCCGCGGAUAACAGCCUGGGACCUGGAAGGGAAGGUCACGGCCACCACGUUUUCCCUGGAGCAGCCGCGCUGUGUCCUGGAAGGGCACGCCAGUGCUGCCAGCACCGUCUGGCUGGUGGUGGCCUUCAGCAACGCCUCCAGGGACUUCCAGAGUCCCCAGACACUGGCUGAGAUCCCAGCCUCCCCGAGGCUGCCGACGGAUGGCCACUACAUGACGCUGCCCCUGACCCUGGAUCAGCUGCCCUGUGAGGACCCAGUGGGGGGCAGGGGGGCCGCCCCGGUGCUUAGGGUGGGCAAUGACGCCGGCUGCCUUGCUGACCUCCAGCAGCCACCCUACUGCAACGCCCCCCUCCCCGGCCCUGGACCUUACAGGGUGAAGUUCCUCCUGAUGGACUCCAAGGGCUCACCCCAGGCCCAGACGAGGUGGUCCGACCCCAUCACUCUCCGCCAAGGGAAGUCCCCAGGCUCCAUUGACACGUGGCCAGGCCGGCGAAGUGGCGACAUGAUUGUCAUUACCUCCAUUCUCUCUUCUCUGGCCGGUCUCCUGCUCCUGGCCUUCCUGGCAGCCUCCAGCGUGCGCUUCUCCAGCCUGUGGUGGCCGGAGGAGGCCCCAGAGCAGCUGCGAACCGGCUCCUUCAUGGGGACGCGUUACAUGACCCACCACAUCCCACCCAGCGAGGCUGCCACGCUGCCCGUGGGCUGCGAGCCUGGCCUGGAACCCCUCCCCAGCCUCAGCCCCUAGCCUGGCCCGUACAGCUGGGGCUGGGGCAGUGGGGGACCUGCACCUACGUGCCCCUCCCCCAUCGCACCUCCCCACCCUGCCUGAAAUCCAUCCCACCACUAGCAGCCCUGCCUUGGGCUUUCCCAGUUCCCCCGCUCCA
Globicephala melas (long-finned pilot whale) is the source of this 2008-nucleotide messenger RNA. It is a transcript of the gene UPK3B, whose product is annotated as uroplakin 3B. NCBI's taxonomy places the organism in Eukaryota, Metazoa, Chordata, Mammalia, Artiodactyla, Delphinidae. The record is from RefSeq and is a predicted model, not a curated record. Gene Ontology annotation, cellular component: membrane.